UGAAAUUCUGUGCCAGGAGCAAAGGCAACAUGAACCUCAUGCUUCUCUGCUUUCUCCUGCCACUGGUGUUGGUAGCCAGGGGCCAAUACGGUGACUACCGGUAUCAGUAUCAUGACUAUGGUGAUGAAGGCUGGGUGAAUCUGAACCGACAAGGCUUCAGUUUUCAAUGUCCCCAUGGGCAGGUGGUGGUGGCUGUGAGAAGCAUCUUCAGUAAGAAGGAGGGUUCGGAUAGGCAGUGGAACUACGCCUGCCUGCCCACCCCCCAGAGUCUUGGGGAGCCGACAGAAUGCUGGUGGGAGGAGAUCAACAGGGCUGGAAUGGAAUGGUACCAGACAUGCUCCAGCAAUGGCCUGGUGGCUGGGUUCCAGAGCCGGUACUUUGAAUCAGUCCUAGACCGAGAAUGGCAGUUUUAUUGUUGCCGUUACAGCAAGAGGUGUCCAUACUCAUGUUGGUUGACAACUGAAUACCCAGGACACUAUGGUGAAGAGAUAGACAUGAUUUCCUACAAUUAUGAAUACUAUAUGCGGGGAGCAACAACUACUUUCUCAGCAGUAGAAAGGGACCGUCAGUGGAAGUUCAUAAUGUGUCGGAUGACAGACUACGACUGUGAAUUUGAAAAUGUUUAGAAUGUCACAUAGCAAAGCUGGCUGGAGAAACAAGGACCUGGGGAGAAUCCAAAGCCUAUCUAUUCAUCAGCAGACCAGCAGGAGCUCCAGCAGAAGGAACUGGUCUUCUCUCUUUCCCUUUCUGAGUGUUACUGCUACAUCAGCCCAUUUGGUCUUUCUGCCUAAUACCAUCAUUCUAAUUAAACCCAUAGAUUUCAUUAACUCUUCUUUCUCAUUGUUGAUGCUUUGAUUGGAGACCAUCUUAUAUGUCUGUUAAUGGCUUCCUGUAUUAUAUCAUGUAUGCAUUACAGCUGUUCCCUAUGCUACAAGAGUCUAUUUUUAUGGAGUACCUGCUAUUAUCUGCAAACAAUUAAUAUUAAGAACUAUAGCAUAAGCAGAAAGAAGGGGCAGAGGGUUCUAGGUGGGGGAUGAAGAUCAUAUCCAAUCAUCAUCUAGUUGAAUCAAACUUUUUCCCAUCAUUCUAUCCUAACCAGGAAUGUCUUCUUGCCAUGUUGCACCACAAUGGGGUAUUUGAAUUCUGUGCUCUGGUAGUGAUGAGGAUAGAAAGGAAAUCAGGGGAGGCUCAAGGAUUUGAAUAGAGAAAAUAAUAAUAAUUCCUGUCUUUGGGAGAGAGAGAUGAAUUAUUAUGCCUGAUAAUAAUGGUGUGUGUGUGUGUGUGUGUGUGUGUGUGAGAGAGAGAGAGAGAGAGAGAGAGAGAGAGAGAAGAAAAGAGAAAAGAAUAAAUGGGAACCAGACUUGGGGAGAUAAAAAGAUAUAGUUGAUGAAGAUAACAUACAGGGAAAAGAACAAAGAGAGAACUUGACAAUUAUGAUCAGCUAGGAAUUCUGGGGUGACAAGCAAGGGAGUUCUUAUCACCAUCAGUGUUUGAGGUCAUUCCAAUAAAGUUCUGUUUUGGAAAGAUGGAAGGAGAGAGGACAUAGAAAGGCACAUAGGAGAUAUUUCCUAGGAUAGCUGCCUUACUAAACUGGUUGUCUGAGACAUUCUUCUCUUGUAAGAAGGAAUUCAUAUGCCCUUAGCUGUGGUUGGAAAAUGGACCUUGGGAACAGGACCGUUUCUCUAUAUAGUACAGGAUUUUUUGACAAAUGAUAAUCAUAGAUGUGGGAAACAUUAUAAUUUCUCUACCUUCAUUCCAACCCCACCUCCAACCAUCUUUGGUAUCUAUCACUUGGUACAAUGAUAAAAACCAUAAACAGAAUAAACAAACUACUAAGUAAAAAAUCCA
This is a messenger RNA of Antechinus flavipes (yellow-footed antechinus), 1848 nucleotides long. It is a transcript of the gene DPT, whose product is annotated as dermatopontin. The record is from RefSeq and is a predicted model, not a curated record. NCBI's taxonomy places the organism in Eukaryota, Metazoa, Chordata, Mammalia, Dasyuromorphia, Dasyuridae. Gene Ontology annotation, biological process: collagen fibril organization. Gene Ontology annotation, molecular function: extracellular matrix structural constituent. The transcript has 4 exons. Bases 30 to 626 code for a protein of 198 amino acids. Gene Ontology annotation, cellular component: extracellular matrix.